UCUGCAUCUGCACAGCUGGCAUCGGUGGCGUCCAAUUCAAUUGCAUCUGCAUCUGCAUCCAGCGGCCGCCAGCAGCUCCACGUCGACUAAGCUGACCUGUCGUUUAAUUUUAUAAUUUUUAUCUUGUUUUGCUGUGUUGCAUUUUCCAAUCUUUUGACGACUCUUGGUUUUUUUUUUUUUCCUCUUCCUGGCCGACACCCCUGACACAAACUUUUGCGCAAACGGAUCAAUCAGAACAAGGAUCAAGGAAGAAUUACGGACCCAGGCGCUGAACCCACGGUGUCUCGCGAAAGAGAAAAAAAAAUUAAUUCACGAAUACCUACGCCUCUCCCUUUAUUGAAAUCGAAUAUCCAGUAUAAUUCGCCUCGCCUGUUGCUCAGACCAGCGGCCCCUCUUUUUUGCCCCGACUACAUGUUGUCGUGUCAUCAGGCUGAAUUGCUGUGGCUUGGGUAUGGGACCACAUGCGAUAUUCAAUCCGCCGCUCGACUACACCUUCUCCCAAGAAUGGAAAGAUGACCUCAAAGUCAAACACACCCCCUCCCGGCGCAACCAAGAAUAAUCACAACCACAAUCACCACCACGGCAGCAACAUGAUGAACGGCUACUUUGGCCAGACCGCCUCUUUCCUGACCUCGGCUGCAGGCUACAUGCGUCUGCCAGCUCUGGCCUCAACAGGCAUUGCGGCUAUCCUCACGUCCCUCCUCUACUUCAAACAAAAGGCGCUCAUCUAUCCCUCUCAUAUGCCGACAAACUCACGAACCGACAUCCCGCGCCCUACACAGUUCGGAAUCAAAGACUUUGAAGAGCUGGUCAUCCCCACCGACGAUGGCGAGAAGCUGUCGGCCUACUACAUUCGCGGCCCCCGUGGCGGCAAGAACUCGGACAUGACAAUCAUCAUGUUCCACGGCAAUGCAGGCAAUAUCGGUCACCGCCUGCCCAUCGCCCGCGUCCUCAUCAACAUGAUUGGCUGCAACGUCUUUAUGCUGGAGUAUCGAGGCUACGGCGCAUCCACCGGCGAACCAGACGAGUCGGGCCUGGGGAUCGAUGCCCAGACCGGACUCAACUACCUGCGCGAGCGAGCGGAAACGAGGCAUCACCGGUUCAUUGUUUACGGCCAGAGUCUCGGUGGAGCCGUCAGCAUCAAGCUAGUGGCCAAGAACCAAGAACGGGGCGACAUUGUGGGCCUCAUCUUGGAAAAUACUUUUCUCUCCAUGCGCAAGCUCAUUCCUUCCGUUCUUCCACCUGCCAAAUACUUCACACUGCUGUGCCACCAGGUCUGGCCCAGCGAGGCAACCUUGCCGUCCAUCACCAAGGUUCCCAUCUUGUUCCUUAGCGGUCUACAAGAUGAGAUUGUUCCACCCAGUCAUAUGACCCAGCUUUUCAAUGUCUCCACCUCUUUCAGCAAGACGUGGAAGACCUUCCCGGGUGGCGAUCACAACUCGAGCGUGCUAGAGGAGGGCUACUUCGAAGCCAUCUCAGAUUUCAUAGCCGACUCCAUAAAUGAUGCACCCGUCACGGAAGCCAAAAGCCAGUUAUAGGACUGUUCCUCGCUGGGCUGGUCUGAUACAGAGCAGGCAUAUCCCUGUGGAGCGUGGCGAUUUAUAUUGCAUCAAGGGGAGCUCUAUACAAGGGCCCUUGAACGUUUGAUUUUCAUUUUGCAUGCUGACCCCAUCGACGGGCCGUAAAUUUCAUUGAAUAGAGAGGUGCUAACUAGAUAGAAGGGAGGGCGGCCUCAGGAAAGACGGGCCAAGCGUGGGAUUGAAGGUGGUUCCUAUGGCCCAUGUGACGAUAAUAUUGGAGAGCGUGUGGAGGGGGAGAUGCGUCGCGUGAUAUACAUAUACCCUGCAUACUUUUUUUAUAUGUUUUUUUGAACGCCUUCUUCCGGUGAGAAGAAGUAGAGUGGACAUAAUUCGAUGUGCAACGAAUUUUUUUUUCUAUCCGGCUACUCAUCACACAAAUUAUUUUUUUCUGGUGGUUUUUUUUU
Messenger RNA from Trichoderma atroviride IMI 206040, 1984 nucleotides. RefSeq lists its product as uncharacterized. Gene Ontology annotation, cellular component: membrane. Gene Ontology annotation, molecular function: palmitoyl-(protein) hydrolase activity. The record is from RefSeq and is a predicted model, not a curated record. Lineage: Eukaryota; Fungi; Ascomycota; Sordariomycetes; Hypocreales; Hypocreaceae.